Messenger RNA from Serendipita indica DSM 11827, 1254 nucleotides. Lineage: Eukaryota; Fungi; Basidiomycota; Agaricomycetes; Sebacinales; Serendipitaceae. The record is from the annotation of a GenBank genome assembly.
AUGAGCGUCCGAAAAGCGCGUCAAUCGCGCGUGCUGCAGCCUUCAAAGACACAAUAUGAAGAAUAUGAAGAACCUUUGCGGCCGGAACACGUCGUUUCGGACCGACACCCAGCCGAGGACACUGUUGUCGAUGGUCCAGCUACACCAGACGCGCAGACUUAUGCGUUUGAUUGGGAGGCAGCCCGUGGGCACCGACCGCCCGUGUUUGCAACACCCAUCCGUCAUCGUGGACGACGGUCAAUGGGAACUGGAACCAGCGAUGAAAGACCUGAACUGGGUACACCUAUGAGCAGUGGGAGCGGGGGCGUCACUGGAAUGAAGAAAAAACCACGCCAGUCAAGAGUCAUUCUCCGCACGACGACAUGGGGUGCAUGGCUGGCGGGGUUGCCUGCUCAGUGGUGGCUGAGCCUAACGAUGAUGCAGCAUGAUUUGCCAUUGCCUCCCGCAAAGACAAUGGGCCGUGGUCUCGGUAUUUUGCUACAUAUGGUGCAUGCCUUCACACGCUGGUGGGAGAUUCGUGCAAAGGAGAUUGAAGAGGAUGGAUGGGGUGACUUGGAUCUUCGGUCAAUCUUGUCUGACAAUAGCGAGGAGGAAUCUUCCGAGUGGCUCAGCUGGUCAUUUAUUCUAAACGCCACUCUAUUACUGCUUGCCGCCGUGAAUGCCUUGCGAAUGCUGACUCGCACGCGUCUCUACGAUUUUCAGCUUCGAGGCGAGCGUUCGAAGCCAAUUAACUCGGUCAACGCAUCGUUCAUUUCUUCUCCCCUCAAGAGGCGACAUAGUGACCAGUCAACACUACCGUCUGAAUCGAGUGUAUGGCGACAUUUACUUCGCCUCUUAUUCAUGUUUGGACGAUGGAUUGCGCAUGCAUGGAAUUUUUUGAUUCAUCAUCCAAGCAAAACGAAGGCUGUUACAACCACUCGUGGUCCUCAGAUCCAACGCCUCGAGGCCUGGGAUCCGUCUGAAGUAGAGCUGAGGCUCUUCGAGACCUACUCACCCCUUCAUGCCUUACUCUGGUAUACCGUCCAGGCCAACAAUUGGCCCAUCAUGUGCGGCGUCAUGCUCUUGACUAGCUUUCAGCUCGGCUUGAUCAUAACCUCGUAUACGCAUCUCCUCAACGACCGCAAGCAGAUACAUGCCGAGGUGAUGCGCGAAUAUGAAGAAAAGUUUGUUUCACCUCGUCUCAACGUGAUUAAAAAGGACGCAUGCGUCAUGACAACCGAAUCAGAGAUGGUGAAUUACAGCCCACGUCGCUAA